Paramecium octaurelia is the source of this 3230-nucleotide messenger RNA. Lineage: Eukaryota; Ciliophora; Oligohymenophorea; Peniculida; Parameciidae. The record is from the annotation of a GenBank genome assembly.
AUGAACUAUAACAAUAGUAGCAACUCGAAUACCAAGCGUUAAAAUAAGAAGAAUAAAGCUUUGAAGAAAUACAAUAUCUUAGGUUAAGAUGACAAACAGCAGAUUUUAGAGAGCUUACAAAAAGACUCUUCUCUUGAGAUGUAUUAAAUCUUAAGUGAGAAAUACAACACUUCAAUUAAAAACUUAAGAAGGUGGUAUCAAGAUGGAAUAGCUCGUAAACCUGGAUGUGGAAGAAAGAAACUCAAUACUAAGGCUGAAGAGGAACUAAGAUAAUGGAUCAUAAAAGAGAGUGUGGAAUUGAGAAGGAGAGUUAGGAGAUCUUAGUUAAAAUAGAAAGCUAUUGAAUUAUUUAAUAUUCCCAACUUUAAGGCUAGUAAAGCUUGGCAGGAUGAAUUUAUCAGAAAUUUUGAUAUCAAAUAUUAGGUUAAUGAAAUAAUUGUAGAAAGUAAAAUUUGAAGAGCAAAGAAGGAAGAGGCAACAAUAAGUUUAAUCAGUUGAUUAGAAAUCAGAAAAGUAGGAAUAACUUUAAUAAAUCUUUUCAUAACAAGCAACGGAAAUACCGCAAUCAAAAUUAGAAGUAUUAAAUAUACAACCAAAAGUUUCAGAUUUCAAAUUGGAAGAUUGGUCUUUUGAGAAAUAAGAAGACAUUAAAGAUUACUUGUCUGAAAUCUUUUCUCCAAAAUUAGAGUUUUUCAAUGAUGAAAAGUCAAAUUAGUAUUAUCUUCCCUUCUGGAAUUAACUAAUCCAAUAUAAAGAAUUCUAGACAUCUAAUAUUUUUAUCAUCAUAUAAUUAUUUAAGUAUUAUUAUUAAAUAUAUAUAACAACCAAUUAAAUGGAGAGGGAUUGUAAAUAUAAGAAAUUUCUUCUUAGUUUUUAAGUAAUCAGCUUCCAACUUUUGUUAAAAUCCUAACAUAAAGAAUCCUGACUAAUUUCCAUAAGUAAUGGAGCAAUUCGAUAGAGAGUAUUUCAUAAAACUCAUUAAUAGUGUUUGCUAGAACCUUGGUUAGGCUUAUCCACAGGUCCCAAAAUAUUAGUAAUAACAAUUGAAUAUUCCACAACAAAAUUCCUUGCUUGAUCAUUUUUCUCGUUAAACUCUGUUUGCAGAUUAAGGGUACUGAUUGCAUUAUAAAUUAGAUAAUUGUUCUAAUACUCAUAGACACUGGAAAAUGCUAGGAGCUAAUAAGAAAAUAGUAAACCUAUUUAACAAAAGCAUUUAUUGAUGGAUCAUAUGUUGGGCAAUCNUAACAAUAGUAGCAACUCGAAUACCAAGCGUUAAAAUAAGAAGAAUAAAGCUUUGAAGAAAUACAAUAUCUUAGGUUAAGAUGACAAACAGCAGAUUUUAGAGAGCUUACAAAAAGACUCUUCUCUUGAGAUGUAUUAAAUCUUAAGUGAGAAAUACAACACUUCAAUUAAAAACUUAAGAAGGUGGUAUCAAGAUGGAAUAGCUCGUAAACCUGGAUGUGGAAGAAAGAAACUCAAUACUAAGGCUGAAGAGGAACUAAGAUAAUGGAUCAUAAAAGAGAGUGUGGAAUUGAGAAGGAGAGUUAGGAGAUCUUAGUUAAAAUAGAAAGCUAUUGAAUUAUUUAAUAUUCCCAACUUUAAGGCUAGUAAAGCUUGGCAGGAUGAAUUUAUCAGAAAUUUUGAUAUCAAAUAUUAGGUUAAUGAAAUAAUUGUAGAAAGUAAAAUUUGAAGAGCAAAGAAGGAAGAGGCAACAAUAAGUUUAAUCAGUUGAUUAGAAAUCAGAAAAGUAGGAAUAACUUUAAUAAAUCUUUUCAUAACAAGCAACGGAAAUACCGCAAUCAAAAUUAGAAGUAUUAAAUAUACAACCAAAAGUUUCAGAUUUCAAAUUGGAAGAUUGGUCUUUUGAGAAAUAAGAAGACAUUAAAGAUUACUUGUCUGAAAUCUUUUCUCCAAAAUUAGAGUUUUUCAAUGAUGAAAAGUCAAAUUAGUAUUAUCUUCCCUUCUGGAAUUAACUAAUCCAAUAUAAAGAAUUCUAGACAUCUAAUAUUUUUAUCAUCAUAUAAUUAUUUAAGUAUUAUUAUUAAAUAUAUAUAACAACCAAUUAAAUGGAGAGGGAUUGUAAAUAUAAGAAAUUUCUUCUUAGUUUUUAAGUAAUCAGCUUCCAACUUUUGUUAAAAUCCUAACAUAAAGAAUCCUGACUAAUUUCCAUAAGUAAUGGAGCAAUUCGAUAGAGAGUAUUUCAUAAAACUCAUUAAUAGUGUUUGCUAGAACCUUGGUUAGGCUUAUCCACAGGUCCCAAAAUAUUAGUAAUAACAAUUGAAUAUUCCACAACAAAAUUCCUUGCUUGAUCAUUUUUCUCGUUAAACUCUGUUUGCAGAUUAAGGGUACUGAUUGCAUUAUAAAUUAGAUAAUUGUUCUAAUACUCAUAGACACUGGAAAAUGCUAGGAGCUAAUAAGAAAAUAGUAAACCUAUUUAACAAAAGCAUUUAUUGAUGGAUCAUAUGUUGGGCAAUCAAUUUGUGCCUGCUCCUAAUAAUUAUCUAGACUUUAAUGUGAAUUCAAACUAGUUAGGUUAAAUUAUUAAGUAGCCAACAUAUUUCAAAGACCCUCACGAUGUAAGCGAAUUCUAAAAGAGAUAAAUUCAAUAUCUCUAAGCAAUAAAUGAUCCUGCCCCUCCUGAUUAAGUUAAACUAUUCAAAUAAAACAUUCAGCAAUUAGGGGGCAUAGAGGAUACAAUUGGGAGUAAAUGCUAAUUUAAUACUAGACAUGCAAUAAACAUUAAACUAAUACGAAAUUAAACAUUUGAACAAUAAGAAUAUCAAAUAUUAUCCAUUAUCUUCUCCUCCAUUGACUUAAGAAUAAAUAGAAUAUCAAAAGACAAUGUCCAGUACGAAUUUAAGUCUAAUUAUUAGGUAAUCCUCAUCCAUUUCUAUACAAUCCAGCAGAGGAUAAGGAGAGGUUUGUUUAUGGGCCAUUGAAACCAGCCUAAAAUAUAUAUGAAUAAUAAUAGACUCACUAAUCCUAGUUUUAUUGUAUCUAUUCAUAUUUAAAAAGAAACUUUGCGUUAAUAAUACAAUUAAGAUUUGAAUUAGAUGCAAGAAAGAACUCAACCUUUAUAAUAAUAAGAUUAGGGUUACUAAUAAUAACAUCCUUACUAAUAGUAGAAUCCUUAAUCUUACUAUUUUGAUUCAAUUGAGCAAUCAAAAAGAUUGAGAAUGAUGAAAUAACAGCAAUUGUAAUAGAAACGUUGAGAUACACCUAAAUAAGAG